Molecule: messenger RNA, 6551 nt
Organism: Dermacentor albipictus
Lineage: Eukaryota; Metazoa; Arthropoda; Arachnida; Ixodida; Ixodidae
Product: cholinephosphotransferase 1-like
Biological process (GO): phosphatidylethanolamine biosynthetic process
Cellular component (GO): endoplasmic reticulum membrane; Golgi apparatus
Molecular function (GO): ethanolaminephosphotransferase activity; diacylglycerol cholinephosphotransferase activity
Source: RefSeq, a predicted model, not a curated record
UGCACGUGAGCUGACGAAAUGCAGAACGCGGUGCCUUUCCUUGAUAAAUACGAUCAUAACUCGCGUUGUGUCAGGACUUGGACAUGGGCAACGUGACCGUGAGCUGACAGAUAGUUACGACUUCCCCUCCUUCCUGGCACCCACUUUGUGGACUCGGAGCAUUAACGGGCGGAUGUGGAGCUCCUAAUCUCUCGAGUGCGCGCUCGAUAAGCCAAAGGACCUGCCGCGUGCGUUGCCUUGCAGCGGCACAACCGGACUCAUCAUGCAUCUGGGUAAAACAACGAAGACGCGAGAGAACUUUGGUGGUUGGGUGCUGCCCGUCGAGCAGAUGGACAAUCUUAAAAAGAAGCCAUAUGUAUACAAUGCAAGUGCAGGCUCGGUUUUGGAGCUUCUAUUUCUCCAGAGGUUUUGGGUGUGGUGUGUCCAGUUUGUGCCUGCAAGGAUAGCACCGUGUGUUCUCACGUGUUCAGGACUUCUAAUAAAUGUGUGUUGCUGCUUGCUUCUGCUAAGCUACAGCACUGAUCUGCGCUCAGAGGCGCCAUGGUGGACCUUUGUGCUGUGUGCAUUGUCUUUGUUCCUGUACCAACUGCUGGACGCUUUAGAUGGCAAACAGGCCAUCAAGGUGCAGAAUACCGCCCUGGAGGAAGUUUAUGACCAUGGUUGUGAUGCCCUGUCUACUUUCUUUGUCACUACAUCUGCUUCCAUCGCCAUGCAGCUGGGGGAUUCUCCUGCCCUCCUGGUCACUUUCUUUUUUCUGUCUGCACUGGCAUUCUAUUCUACUCAUUGGCAGGACUAUGUGACUCAUGUAAUGGUCUUUGGCAAGAUGGAUGUCUCUGAGUGUCAGUGUACCAUGAUGGCUGUGCACCUUUUAACAGCUAUCUAUGGCCAAAAUUUAUGGAUGCAGAACGUGUUUUACGGUGUUCAGCUACGCGAGAUCAUGGUGCUUUUGUCUUAUUGCUGCCUGGUCUUUGCGACAUUAGGCAACAUCCGCAUUGUUCUUGGUGGCAAGACCCCUCUUGAUGGCCUUGUCAAGAUUCCUCGCCGUACGGAGCGCACAUGGUACCCUCUGGCUGCUCUUCUGAGCCUGUCUGCUUGUCUAUGGGCUACCUUUAAGGCUGGUCUCAUGAUCGCCCACCCUGUGAUGUUCCUGGUCACAUAUGGCUUUGCUUUUGCAAAGAUCACCGUCAGGCUAGUGGUGACAACGGUGUCCGACGGAGAAUUGGACCUUUGGGACAGCAGCCUGGUGGCACCCCUGUUCCUCUGCCUGAAUGCUCUGCUCAGUGCGACGCCCCUUUCGCUACCCAUCUCCUCAGCACUCAUGUGCGCUAUGGUGUACAGUGUGAUGGACUUUGCUCGUUACUUCACCUACGCUAGCUGGGACAUGCGGGAUGCACUGGACGUGUGGAUAUUUUCUCUCAAGUACCCUGUUGGAGACCCACGAUGUCGUAAUGGCAAUAACGGCGUGUACCUGACGGGCCUCAACAAUGAUGAGCUGCUUAAGAAGGCAUGUGCUGAAGCAUCGUCUGCCAGUGUUGGGGCAGCAUCAUCCUCUAGCACAAAGCAGAAGAGUGGCAAGCUGAGGCUACGAAAGCAUCUUGGUCGUAGCAUGGGGAAGGAGUGCCUCAACUGAAAGUGGCCAUAGUGUACAGAAGAUGAUGCCCGAGAUAUGUGUGGGAAUAAUGUAACGAUUCUAUUCGAGUGCUAGUCUUUUUUGAUUUUUUGUCACUGGUUCAGGCGUCACUCCAAUAUAUCACUGGGGUCGGCCGGUCGUGAGUGGUAGGUGAUUAUGAAUAGAAUUGAGUGAAAGGAAUCCUUGCAUUAUGCCGUCCCUGGAUGUGAACAAUGAUUGCUUCGGUUGAAUGCAACAAGAGUUGUGCAAGGGGGUGUGCAGAAAUUUAAUUUUGCUGAAAAAAGGAAUUAUAUGAGAAGGGUUGCUUGUGCCAGGCUUGAACACUUAAUAUUGAGGCACUUAUGUAAAUAGUUACGAUAAUGAAUCUAUAGUUUUAUUCGCGCACAAGAGGGAAAACUUGGGAAAGACUGUAAAACAGGAGAUUGGCUGCAGAUGCCGUAUCUGCAAACAUUAAUGAUGGAAAGCGAAGAGAGGAAGGAAAGUUAAUAUAUAACUCAUUUGAAUGAAGUCUCAUUUCACCUACAGUUCAACUCAUUUGAAUGAAGUGUUUGAAAGGGCAGAUGCACAAUUUAUAGUAUAAUUGCAAUCAAUUUGUCCAGCCAACCCUGGUUAAACUGCAACUAGGAGUUUUUAAUCAUUUGCCUUAAUUUUAGAACUGGUCAUAAUACUUAAGUGAGGCAAAAUUGGAAGAGUAGAGAAAGCUUCCAUGAUGGAGAAACCGCUGUUGCAGAAAUGCAGCAUCAAGGCUUGUUUUUGUGGAAAGAAACAUCUCAUAGAGAGAUGAAAAAAGUUUUUACACUUGUUUCCUGUGUGUUCUGGUUGUUUGUGAGAGUGAGAGUUUUUGGCCACUUGAUUGUUACCUAAAGAUGAAGCAUGCAAUCAGAAUUUUAGAGAGAUAAAAAUAAAACGAAGGUUAAAUUGAAUGAAAGUUUUGGCCUCCCUUGGGUUAGAAGGGAAAAGCAUCAAAUUGGUUGCUGCCCCAGACAGCACCACCAAUAUCAUCCACAUAAAGUGAUGCAUUGUUGAACCGUUGUUAUAAGCAUGCAGAAUAUUCUAAGGCAAUUUCUUUUCAUCACGAGGCUUUAUUUGUGCAUUCUUCAGACGUUCUGAGUGAAGUGUACUAGCCAAGGCCAGUUGCUUAAUAUAGUGUAGAAUAGUUCACAUCGGAAAAGUUGUUCGGCAGUCAGUAAUGUUCUCUACUUAAACAAAUGACCAGGCUUGCGUGUUAUUCAUGCACUGAUUGCUACCAACAGGGAAUUGUUUAAUUGUAACUAAAAUCUAGUUAGUGCAUAACUGUGGUUGAUUGAGGAAGAAUAUAGGGCCAGAGAUUGCUUCAACAGCCGCUUGGAUGAAAGUGUGUGGAUGAUGGAAUCCUGUAUGAUUGGGGAGGUUCGUUAUAAACAUCAACCACAAAAGUUACUUGGAUUACUAUUUGUGAGAAAGGUUUCUGUGUGAGAGCUGAAACGUUAAUUCUACAAACUUUGUUGUAGUCGGCCCCUUUAGUUGUUUGUUUAUUCUUUAGGAGGUUUUGAAGUUCUAUGGAAACAACAUGAAACGCAACAGAUUGCCGACUGCAGUGAAGUGGAAUUUAAGGUAGAGCAACACAUGCUUUUGCCAUCUGCUAAGUGUGUGCACAUUAGAUAUUAAUUGUCAGGUCUUUGACCUGCUGUUUACAUUGACGACUAACUAUGUGCCACCAAUGGCAUUUGUUUCACUACCUUGUUAAAUUUUGCAAGAGAACAGGCAGGCCGCCUAAUAUGGUAAUGCACUCAUGCGCACACCGAUGUUGUCAUUAUUAAGUUUCAUUUUUAAAGCUUUUGCUUUUCACAAAUUGUUUCUCAGCUGGGGAGCUGGUCUUUUGAAAAAAUAAAAAGUUUUUUGUGUUCAAAGCAGCAAGAUGAUGGUGUCAUAAUGGUAUGUGAUGCAAGUAUUUAUUGUGCUAUGGUUUUGGAACUCACUGCCUUUAAGAACUCUUCUGUUGAGCAAAUCAAAGUCAUGUUGAUGUGUGUGACUCUAGUGUUGGCAACAUUAUUAGAAUUAUGGGCUUUGUUACCAUGGGAAUAGCAGCAUAUAUUUGUGAGGUGUUUGCCAAGUGUAUGUGCAUGUACAUUUCACUUGUGAUUUUCUGUUCUGAUGAUUUCUAGUGCUUCAGUGCAGCUUCGGCAGGCUACCUGCUUAUUGCACCAAAGCAGUCUGUUAAAGGGGUAUCAAAGGCAAAGCACGUCAAGCUAACCCGGUGAUUGCUUCUCCAGAAUAUCCAAAGUUACCAAGUGAUGUAAAUAUAGGACAGGGUUGGCAGAAUCAUUGCGAAAAUGUGGCUUCAGAUUUUGAAAUGCCAGCACUAAUAUUGUUCACCACUAUUGUGAAAUACACCAGCUCCUUCCUGGUGGUGUCCUCAUGUAUGGUAAAUAGUUGUCAACUGCUGGUAAUUGGUAACUAUACGAUAACUUCAUUUCAUUUCACCAUUAAAGGAAAUCUAAGUCUGGCUAACUUUAUAAAAUUUCCCUUUGGAAAAAUUUGCUGACGUUGUUUCUCAGUAUUGCUCUGGUGGUACUGCUUGCACGAAUUUGGCACCCACCAGUGAAUCGCCGAGGUAGUAUUACUCAGCAGAGCAUGAUUCCCGACAUUGCGAUGCAUUUGCUGUUUUCCCCGGUGACAUGCUUAGAUUUCUUUUGCGUCAACUGAGUUGUCUCUUGGUACAAAAAAAAUUAUGAGAUAUUCUGUAGUGUUGUUGAUCAAUCUAUUUAAGAGAAUGUUUGCCUUUGGUAACCUUUUAGUGUGAACUCAUAUCGACUUUGCUGGUAUGGGAUGUGAUAUGUGAUGUGUGUAUGGCGUAUGCGAGACCUUAUGCAUGGUAUGUGAUGGAAGCCACAGUUGGGGCAGUAAUCAAAUGGGCUGCGGUUUGUGCCUGUGGUGCAAGUCUGCGAUGUGCGGCAAAAGUUGUUGGCAAUUGUGUGGCAAGGCACGUGCUUACACGCGGUGAGGUUUGGCCGAAACUUUUGAACAUUGCUGAUACGACAAUUUAGGGUUGUUACGGAAACAGCUUAGUUGCAUUUGCUAGGCAGUGGUAUGCUGUGGCAGCACAAAGUAGUGUGUCCUUUGCAUGAAGUUGCUACAGAUUGUAUUAGUUUCAUGUCAAAAAUUUUUAUUGAAACCAACACGCUCUGGUCUGGUUGUUGAGAGCCAGUUUUGUUUUAUUUUGCCUGUGAAGGUUGCUAAGGCUUUCUUCUUUUAGUCUGGUGCACCUUUUUGCAGGUGUGUGCUGCAUUAUGUUUAGUUCCAACCGGACGAAAGCGGCUAUAGUGAGGCUGUAGUUUAUUAUUGUAAUAAAACUUUAACGGGAGGCCCAGAGCAUUCGAUUAGUGCCAAUAGUGUAGUCUAAAGGAAUGUUUCUCUUGAGUGCUGUAAGAUGAGGGGCAUUAAGAUGUCCUUGCAGCUUAAUUUUAUUUUUCUGUAUUAGUUAUAGCAAUAUAUUUUUGUGCAUUUUGUUUGUGCUCUGCACUGGUGCGCAAUUCAAAGUAGGUUGAAUGACCAAAACAAUCAAAUCAGAUCAUGUACUCUGUGCUGUCUUCAAUUUUACAUUGUGGUCGUUGCAACUUCUUUUCUAAUCAGCAGUUGGAUGGUUUCUGUUGCUUGACUUUUUUAGCCCACUUCUUUUCCAGUUUUAUUUUACUCAAGUUUUUAACUUUUCUGUCUACCUGUUUAAAGUAAGUUUUUCAUACUUAAUUUUCUAGGUCUUCAUUGUGCACGUUGCUCAUUUUGGUUGUUUGUCGCCUCUUGUUGUCUUUGUCAACAUGCUGUGAAUAAAGAUGGAGACUGCUUAUAUUUGGCAGCAGGAAGUGCCAAGGUGUGUGUUAGAGCUAGUCCUACUGAACUUUAAGAUCAACUCUUGCUGUAACAUGCUUAGUGCCAAGUGAUAAUGACUGGUGAUAUUGAGAGUACCUGAGCUUGGCUUGCUUUCUCAAUGCACAAGUUGCAGGCAAAGGUAGUGCAGCAAUACUUCAGAUGAAAGUGUGUACAUGCUUAAUUUCUACUUACAGUAUGCCUUAAUGUGCUGUGCAAGCAUAGCAGGGGCGAAAUAUUUACAUUUAUUAGGAUUAUGUAGCAUAAUAGAGGUGCAAGAGCUUAGACAUACUGUAAUGGCGGAAGAUGUGGGGCAGCACUAAUGACAAUAUCUUUGGAUGCUACGACUAGCCACAACAUUCUAGAAACAUUCUUGUUCCCCAAAGCUGUUUCUUCAAGGUUGGAGGUAUACAAAAGUACCCUUCUCGUGAUUGCACAUAUGCCAGCAGAAAAACGGAAUACAGCUAGCUAGUUAUCCCAAAUAAGUUCUGGACGUUUUCGAAAAGGUGCCACAAGGUGUCACUGUCAGCACUGCUGCUCGCAUCUGCAUCUACUGGUAUACAUAUGUCUACGCUGAAAUUCUCUAGUCUCUUUGCACCAUCUACAAAGUGUCAUUAGUACAGGACAUGAACUUGGUUUCUCUUGAGCAUGGUGUUACUUCUUCCAGCAUUUGCAGUGCACAAAAUUUCAUUGCAAUAAGUGUCAAUAACAAACCAAAUUGAGAAAUUGACAGAAGUGCUCGAGCUUCAGAUCAAGAUCAGAGUUUCCCAUUAAUAAGCUUAUUCAGUAACAGUGUGCAGGCGAGAGUAUGAUGUUGUGGCGAUAGAUGCUGAACAAAUAUUUUACAUUUUUGCACAUGUUGUCACUUCAUGAAAAUGUAAAAAUAUUUUCCCCUUUUUCUUACUGUAUUCUUUCAUUGCAUAUGUGCAAACGGUGUAGUGUACUGCACUUGGCUUGACACAGUGCUGUAAAGUGCUGCUGUGCUUUUUCUUAGUUUUAUAAUGAUGGUUUAUCAGAAGUGUAUAAAAGUGUGAUGUACUUGUUACGUGCCGUUUUAAAUAAAACAGUACGACUGUUA